Messenger RNA from Thunnus maccoyii (southern bluefin tuna), 2823 nucleotides. It is a transcript of the gene dldh, whose product is annotated as dihydrolipoamide dehydrogenase. Gene Ontology annotation, cellular component: oxoglutarate dehydrogenase complex; mitochondrion. The transcript has 14 exons. The record is from RefSeq and is a predicted model, not a curated record. NCBI's taxonomy places the organism in Eukaryota, Metazoa, Chordata, Actinopteri, Scombriformes, Scombridae. The coding region runs from base 84 to 1610 and encodes 508 amino acids. Gene Ontology annotation, molecular function: dihydrolipoyl dehydrogenase (NADH) activity; flavin adenine dinucleotide binding.
GCUACUGCGCGUGCGCAAUUCCAGGAGUCCUUGGCUGGUUGGCCUGCUGUAGGUUACCGAUCCUGUGAGGGGACACAGACAAGAUGCAGAGCUGGACUCAGUUAUAUCGCUCUCUGGCCACGCGGAGCCACCACCUGCCCUGCAAACUGCACGGAGCUGCAUCUGUAUCAGUCAGAACUUACGCUGACAAAGCAGCAAUCGAUGCCGACGUCACAGUGGUGGGCUCCGGUCCAGGCGGCUACGUCGCUGCCAUCAAAUCCGCACAGCUCGGCUUCAAGACAGUGUGUGUGGAGAAGAACGCCACACUGGGUGGGACCUGUCUAAACGUCGGCUGCAUCCCCUCAAAGGCUCUGCUGAACAACUCCUACCUGUACCACAUGGCUCACGGCAAGGACUUUGAAAGCAGAGGCAUCGAAAUUUCAGGCAUCUCGUUGAACCUGGAGAAGAUGAUGGCUCAGAAGAGCGGAGCAGUGAAAGCGCUGACCGGAGGAAUCGCACAUCUAUUCAAACAGAACAAAGUGACCCACGUCAACGGUUUUGGGAAGGUGACCGGUAAGAACCAGGUGACGGCCGUAACAGCUGACGGCAGCGAGCAGGUCAUCAACACUAAGAACAUCCUCAUCGCCACCGGCUCCGAGGUCACGCCCUUCCCCGGGAUCCAUAUUGAUGAGGACAACAUCGUGUCAUCGACAGGAGCGCUGUCCCUGAAGAAAGUUCCAGAGGAGCUGAUCGUCAUCGGAGCUGGAGUUAUCGGCGUGGAGCUGGGGUCAGUGUGGCAGCGUCUGGGCUCUAAGGUCACAGCGGUGGAGUUCCUCGGUCACGUAGGCGGCAUGGGCAUCGACAUGGAGAUCUCCAAGAACUUCCAGCGCAUCCUGCAGAAGCAGGGCAUGAAGUUUAAGCUCGGCACCAAAGUCAUGGGAGCCACCAAGAGGCCCGACGGCAAGAUCGAUGUUGCUGUGGAGGCGGCGGCCGGAGGGAAGAACGAGACUCUGACGUGUGACGUGCUGCUGGUCUGCAUCGGCAGACGACCUUUCACUCAGAACCUGGGCCUGGACUCUGUGGGCAUCGAGCUGGACAACAGGGGUCGCAUCCCAGUCAACAACCGCUUCCAGACCAAAGUACCCAGUAUUUAUGCCAUCGGUGACGUGGUUGCCGGGCCGAUGUUGGCCCACAAAGCCGAGGACGAGGGCAUCAUCUGCGUGGAGGGAAUGGCCGGCGGCGCCGUGCACAUCGACUACAACUGCGUUCCCUCCGUCAUCUACACACACCCCGAGGUGGCCUGGGUGGGCAAGACGGAGGAGCAGCUCAAAGAGGAGAGCGUCCCGUACAAAAUCGGCAAGUUCCCCUUCGCAGCCAACAGCCGAGCCAAAACCAACGCCGACACUGACGGCCUGGUGAAGAUCCUCAGCCACAAGGAGACGGACAGGAUGCUGGGAGCUCACAUCCUCGGAUCUGGGGCAGGAGAGAUGAUUAAUGAAGCUGCUUUGGCCAUGGAGUACGGCGCUUCCUGUGAGGACGUAGCCAGAGUCUGCCACGCCCAUCCAACGGUGUCGGAGGCCUUCAGAGAAGCUAACCUGGCCGCCUCUUUCGGCAAAGCCAUCAACUUCUGAUCUGCCGGCCACUGUCGCACCUUCAGUGUAUAUAACAGAGAAACAGGAAGCUGUGUGUCUGCGUCAAAAAAAAAAACCUUCAUCCAACCCACCAGGAUCCUCUUCGCUCACCCAGACUGUACCGCAUUUAGUUCUAAUGUUAUUUAAAUGUUCUCAAUAAAAUAUUAAAAGAGGGUUUUGGGCGCUAAAUAAACACUGAAUGCACAUCAGUCUUUUUGUUUUCCAACCACAUAGUUAACAGAAGCAUAUUAUGCACUUAUUUACAUAGAGAUAUAAAUACUAUUUUGGCUGGAUGACUGCGGUUUCUCUUUGUAAAGAAAGAUGGGAGUGUUUUGUUUUUCCUUGUUUUUUUACAGUGUGAAACAAUUCAACAAACAUGACGUUUAUAAUCAGAGCAGGAGACCGAAGCUUCUGCGGCUCCACACAUUCAAAGUCUUACUGGUUAAAGUGGCCUUUUUGUGGGGGGUUAAAUCUUCCCAGUUUGUGACAUCACAGCAGGUGUUUGGACCAGAGAUUAUGAAUAUUUAAUGUAAAGAGACUGGAAAAGUCAGAAAUGCAACAUGACUGACCAGCUAGGAAGAUGGCAGGGGGCAGCAUUUUGAGAAAUUGUUGAUUUUAGUGAGUCAUACCUUCUUUUUUUUUUUUUUAAAUACGUAAUUUAAAAUGUAUUUGACCAGUCAGUGAAACUGACAAAGUUUCAAAGGUCCAUUUAAACACCUUUUCUGGAGCCUUCAAGUCUUUGUACGUGAUGCAAAGGUCAUGUGAUGACAGCUGAGAGAGGAUCGUUCACUGAGAUGUCGUUGUGGUUGAGAUAAUUUUUCAAACUCGAAAUUUGGAGCUUAAUAAAGUAAUUUGAAAGUUUGAAAAUCCUGAAAAGUAAAGACAAAAUACACAAUUUAUCAGAAAUGUUCUUCCCUGACAUCCGCUGCAUCACAGAACUACGACUUCUUUCUCUGCAAUACAACUUGAAACUUUUCGACAACUUCAGACCAACACCUGCUGUGACGUCACCAAACAUGCUUGGUGUGUAAGCGAGUGCUGAUUUGCUGUUUAAAGGCCAAUAUAAUAAAUAAUAUACAUUCGGUUUUGGAGACGAGCUGCCGAUGUUGCUGUGAAACUGUUUCCUGCUCUGAUUACUUCACUGUGAUUGGCUCUGGUCUGUUUAUGCUUCUCACGCCAUUUAAACAAUAAAUACAUUAUCCGUUCAAUAAGA